AUGGUGCCAUCCAACUCUACAGCGACAGUGCCCUUUCUGAGUAGCCUGUGGCAGGGCCCAGCUCCUCUGGGCAGCAGCGCCCCCAGCCUGGCGCGCAAGUCCCCCAGCGGCGGCGAGGGUGAGCUGGAAGCAUUGUACAUCCUCAUGGUGCUGGGCUUCUUCAGCUUCUUCACUCUCGGCAUCAUGCUGAGCUACAUCCGUUCCAAGAAACUGGAGCAUUCUCACGACCCGUUCAAUGUGUACAUUGAGUCGGACGCCUGGCACAAGAAGGACAAGGUGUACUUCCAGGCCCGGGUUCUGGAGAGCUGCAGAGCGAGUCUCGUGCUGGAAAACCCCGUGGCUGCAGAGCAACCCAACACAUACCUUCCCGAGAGUAAGCCUUUGUCCUGA
Messenger RNA from Condylura cristata (star-nosed mole), 390 nucleotides. RefSeq names its product potassium channel, voltage gated subfamily E regulatory beta subunit 1 (gene KCNE1). Gene Ontology annotation, biological process: regulation of ventricular cardiac muscle cell membrane repolarization; membrane repolarization during action potential; ventricular cardiac muscle cell action potential. Gene Ontology annotation, cellular component: membrane. The record is from RefSeq and is a predicted model, not a curated record. The transcript has a single exon. NCBI's taxonomy places the organism in Eukaryota, Metazoa, Chordata, Mammalia, Eulipotyphla, Talpidae. The coding region runs from base 1 to 390 and encodes 129 amino acids. Gene Ontology annotation, molecular function: potassium channel regulator activity; voltage-gated potassium channel activity involved in ventricular cardiac muscle cell action potential repolarization; delayed rectifier potassium channel activity.